AUGUCUAUUGUUCCCUACGAUCACACCCAGGAGAUUGUUUUCCAUGAUCCCAAAAACAGAAUUCUAGUACUCCACGAUAACCAAGACAACUCUAUCCAGCUUCUCACAUCCACCCAAGCCGAAAACGAAUACCCCUUAACGCUAUACAAACCCGUGGACCGUAAUGGCUCCUAUUCUAAUAUGUGUCCCCAUUGUGGGUCUCUACUAGGGGAGUUUCAGAAUCCACCAGGAAAUGCCCGAAGAAAUAGUGCUGAUAUAUUGCGGGACGAGAGUCUAGUGAUGAAUCCUCAUGAUGUGGUUCCUGCUGGAUUCAUGCACGAUGACUACUUCAAGAUGCUUUCGAAGCUUUCAUACGGUCAUGUUCUCGGAGACACAGGCUCUUCGGACCUUCCGGAAGACAUCUUCAAUCAGGGCUACUUUGACCGGUUUUUCCAGAAGAUUCCACCGUACGUCUUGGGAAGCGGUGCCCAUGCCCAGGUGUACAAAGUGAUGCACGUCUUGAAAGACGUUCAAUUGGGUGUUUAUGCCGUGAAGAGGAUUAAUGUGGGGGACCAUCUGGUUUACGUGGAUCAGGUGCUCAACGAGGUGCUCAUAUUGUACGAAUUGUCCGUGAAAGGUGCCAACGAGAACAACUUGAUCAGGUACAAUCAUGUGUGGAUGGAACUAGGCGAUUUGAAGGAUCUGGAGACGUUCUACUUGUCCGAUAAAGAAGGGUACCGUCAGAAAAGCGGGAAAGUGCCAUAUGUGUUUAUCCUCCAGCAGUAUUGUGGAGGAGGGCACUUGGAAAACCUCAUUAUCAAGAACUUCCAAAGAGAACAGCAUAUGACAGCCAAGGAGAAGGUCGAGGCUGAAAGACAGCGAAGACGGAGACGCCAUUCAGCAGAACAGUGGCUAAAUGAGUUCGAAAUAUGGAAGUAUUUCAGAGAUAUCGCCAAGGGCGUCCACUACUUGCACUCACACGGCAUUCUCCAUAGAGACUUGAAACCUUCGAAUUGUCUUCUAGAGCUGAGUUACGACCCAGAUGCAUGCAUUCAGACCGUUUUUGCCAGUCUUCCUGAACUCGAUGAGUACGCUGCAGCGAUGCCAAAAGUUCUUGUUUCAGAUUUUGGCGAGGGCAAGUUCAUCGAUAAGCAGUUUUUGGCUGACCAGUCGAUCCGAAUCGAGGAUGAUCUCAGCGAGCUGAGGGGCAACACCGGCACAAUUGAGUUUACAGAUCCACGGCUUUGGACUUAUGCCAAAUCAUCCUUGAAAGCACGCCGGGGCCAGAAGUUGGCCAAUAGCUUCAGCUAUAAUAGUGAUAUCUACUCCCUAGGAAUGAUUCUUUGUUAUUUGUGCACUGGAGCCAUUCCAUUCACCGAGAAGCUCAGAGACCCUACAGACCCCGAACAAAUCAGAAAAGAUAUCUCGAAGUGGUACCAGAACCUUACGCCUGAUUCGUUCCAUGCCUGGUUUUCUGACCGAGUUUCCAACACCAUGAGCGUUUCAGAAGCGGCCGAGGAUUUUGAAAUUCUCAUCUACAUGGCACUCAAGGGAGGCGAAGAGCCCUUGGAAGUCACCUCCAGAACGAUCCUUGACUACUUGGACUCGAUGAAAUGGAAGCACUUCUUGUUCAAAAACAGAAAGGUCUCCGAGGUGACUCGUGACGACGUUUCUUUGGACGAGGAAAACGUUGUGGACCUCCAAAAAGAGCUCAAACCUGUUAAAGUACCUCCACCUCCCAGUUUUGUGAAACCAGUUGCGUUCAAUCUUGCCCAAAUUCUCCUCUCUGAGUAUCUGCACGAUUAUGUCAAGCUCAGCCGAAGCGUGAAGCUCAUCAAUCUCUUGUGCCUUGCAAUGGUGGCACUUGACAUUGACCCAAAAAUAUACUGGCCGUCAUUUUAUGCCUGUGUGGCUCAUUGCAUCAUGGGACUGAAAAGAGGCAAGGAUGUCCAGCCUUUGGUGACGCGUAAAAGGCAAAGAAAGCUCAAGAAGAAGCGGUACGAGGCCCCUGAUGCGAUGGGAGAAGGAAAUUACGAUGUGCUUGACGUUGAGGAAGAUGAGCCUGAGAAAAGCGACGAUAUCAUCCUCGUGGACUCCGACGAUGAGAGGGGUCUGGAUGGCGAUAUUGUUGUUGUUUCUGAUGGCGAGGGUGAGGAUGAGAAACCGGAAGGAGUUUCAAAGCUGUUGCCCAAAAAACCAGAGUCCAAGAAGCCCGAGACUCCAAACGGGAAACCGGAAAACGACAUUGUGAAGGGCUCCGACUUUAUCGAGUUCGGCUUCAGCUCUUCGGAGUCUGAGCACGAUGACGAGGGCCAUUACUCUGACGACGGCAUUCUCAGUGACGACAACUCCGGCACUCAUCAUGUGAGUCUACAAAGCAAACUGGCAUUUCCAUGGGUAAAGGGCCACGACCACUCCAAACAGAAGGAGAUUGUCGACUGGCUCACUCUCGAAAUCAAGGAUUUCGUCAACUACAUCUCGCCGUCAUCGCAGGAAAUCACAAACAGAAACACCCUCGUGAACAACCUCAAGAAGAAGAUCUCGGAGUUCUGGCCCAAAACCCAGGCACACGUGUUUGGCUCCUGUGCCACCGACUUGUACCUCCCGGGCUCCGAUAUCGACAUGGUUAUCAUCUCGACUACAGGUGACUACGAGCAGAGACAGCGGUUGUACUCACUUGCAUCUCAUCUACGCAAAAACCAACUUGCUAAGAACAUCGAAGUCAUUGCCACGGCAAAAGUGCCCAUCAUCAAAUUUGUCGACCCCACCUUCAACAUUCAUGUCGACAUUUCUUUCGAAAGAAGCAACGGUCUAGAUGCCGCCAGAAGGAUACGCAGAUGGUUGGAUCUCACGCCGGGUCUUCGAGAGUUGGUCCUCAUUAUUAAGCAGUUCCUCCGAUCCAGAAAGCUUAAUAACGUGCAUGUGGGUGGUCUUGGAGGUUACGCCACGAUCAUUAUGGUAUACCACUUCCUCAAACUUCAUCCUCGAGUGUCUACAGGCAACAUCUCCGCCAUGGACAACUUGGGCACGUUGUUGAUCGAGUUUUUCGAGCUCUACGGACGGAACUUCUCGUACGACGACUUGAUUAUCGCCAUAAACUGCGACGACGAUACGCCGAAGUACCUACUCAAAUCGAGACAUCCUGCUCUCACAACGGGCAGAGGUGUAUUUUCUAUUAUCAUCCAGGAUCCCUCGGACCCGUUGAACAACAUCACCAGAUCAUCAUACAACCUCCGAGACAUCAAGAAGGCUUUCGGAGGUGCAUACCAGUUGCUCGUGGACAAGUGCUACGAGCUCAAUGGCGCCAGCUACCGUAACAGAAUCAACCAGCUGAUCCUUGGCGAUAUCAUCAAGUACCGCGGCAAAGACAGAGACUUCAACGACGACAGACACAAGGUGGCCAACCACGCGUUGAUUGAGCACGAGGAGGACGAAGAAGACGACGAAAGCGACGGUGCUGACGGCAACGACAAGUACUACUUCUCGGACAUGACGCUGGAAAGCGACGAGGAGCCUCCACGGAAGAAAGCCAAGGCUGCCCCAGCCGAGCCACCGGCAAAUGGCAAGCCCGAGCUCAAAGUGGUCAAGCAGGCUGCACAAAGCAUUCCCGACAAAGCGCCCAAUGGCCCCAAAGCGCUGGUGGCCGAGUUGAUGAGUGUCAACGACAGCGAAGGAGACGACAACAAAGGCGAGGCCGGCGAGGAGGACGACGCCAAGGAGUACAACAAGUACGUGAAGCGGGAGUACUGGAAGCUGAAGGGGUUGGAAACCAGCAUAUAA
This is a messenger RNA of Candidozyma duobushaemuli, 3759 nucleotides long. Its product is annotated as non-canonical poly(A) polymerase. The transcript is spliced from 3 exons. Gene Ontology annotation, biological process: RNA 3'-end processing; protein phosphorylation. Gene Ontology annotation, molecular function: poly(A) RNA polymerase activity; protein kinase activity; mRNA binding. Gene Ontology annotation, cellular component: TRAMP complex; nucleolus. NCBI's taxonomy places the organism in Eukaryota, Fungi, Ascomycota, Pichiomycetes, Serinales, Metschnikowiaceae. Bases 1 to 3759 code for a protein of 1252 amino acids. The record is from RefSeq and is a predicted model, not a curated record.